Messenger RNA from Myxocyprinus asiaticus (Chinese sucker), 2347 nucleotides. RefSeq names its product deoxyribonuclease gamma-like. The record is from RefSeq and is a predicted model, not a curated record. Gene Ontology annotation, cellular component: nucleus. NCBI's taxonomy places the organism in Eukaryota, Metazoa, Chordata, Actinopteri, Cypriniformes, Catostomidae. The transcript is spliced from 9 exons. The coding region runs from base 151 to 1032 and encodes 293 amino acids. Gene Ontology annotation, biological process: DNA catabolic process. Gene Ontology annotation, molecular function: DNA nuclease activity.
GAAACAUAUUCACACACUGCCCCUCCCCUUGACCAACAUUGUUUUUCCAUCAUAGUUUCCUGUGUAAAGAUAACCAGAGACCAUUCUAACAUUGACUCCCAACUCCAUAAUAAUAAUAAUUGAAAGCUGUCACACAGGAAGCUCUGAUAAAUGAGGCCACCUCAUCUGCUAUUUUGUUUUGUGGGAUUAUGUUUUUGGACCACUGUAAUUUCCCUGAAGAUCUGCGCCUUCAACAUCCAGAGUUAUGGGGAGGCAAAAGCCCACAACAGGAAGGUUAUGGAGAUUUUGAUCAAGAUAAUUUCACGCUGUGAUCUGAGUUUGAUUCAGGAGGUUCGAGAUUCUAGAGGUGAAGCCAUAUCUGCACUUUUGAAGAACCUGAAUAGGUUUGACACAUCUCACAUUUACACCCAUUUAGAGAGUAAAAGGAUGGGGAAGAAAACAUAUAAAGAGCAGUAUGUGUACAUAUACAGAAAAGAUUUGCUACAGGUGCAAGAGCAAUACCAUUAUUCAGAGUUGAAUGAGACAGCAGCAGAAGAGUUCUCCAGAGAACCGUUCAUCAUAUGGAUCCGUUCACACACAACCUUGGUGAAGAACUUCGUCCUCAUUGGUCAACACACCUGCCCUAAGAAUGCAAUGAAAGAAAUGGAGACACUCUACGAUGUUUUCCAAGCAGUCAGGAAAAAAUGGAAAACUGAGAAUGUGAUGUUUCUGGGCGACCUGAAUGCAGCUUGCAACUAUGUUACCAAUAAAGCACUGAAAAACGUGCGUCUCAGGAGUGACCCAAAGUUCCACUGGUUGAUUAGAGAUGAACAGGACACUUCAGUCCGUGACAAAACACACUGCGCUUAUGACAGGAUUAUUAUUCAUGGCAAAGAACUCAUUUCUGGAAUAGUUCCAGAAUCUGCUCAGCCAUUCAACUUCAAACAAGAGUUCAAUCUAUCCGAAGAAGAGGCUUUGGAAGUCAGUGACCACUAUCCCGUAGAAGUUGAUUUAAAACCGAACCAUCGCUACCUCCUGCGUCACGAACUCUGAAACGAUGAAAAUCUGAGAACUGCUUUAUAAUGAUAAUGAUUUAGGAAGUACCUGACAUGCUGCUUUACUGGUACUCAUACUAUGCUAUGGUACUGUUCUAUGUACUAUGGUACCAACAUCUGAUACCAUGCAGAACUUUCGCUGUGUAAACGACACGUUACUACACAAAGUGCACUUAGUAAGUUUGCUAAUUGCAAAACUUUUACAUAGAAAGAAAGAGUAAGAGUUUAGUAGAAUAGUAUUUAAAAAAAUUAGAUGAGUCUAGUCAUAUCAGUUUUAAAGAAAAAAGGUACAAAUGGUCCUCACCAUGUUGAGAUUAUAUGACCAGCUGAACAUUACUCUCUUUUUUGCCCAGAGUGACUAUUUGCACCUUGGUGUAAAUAACACCUGCCACACAUCACGGCUAUUUGCAUCCCAGUAAUCUAUUGGAAAGAGAAAUUUAUGAAAAACUGCAAUUUACAACAUUGCUUCUGUUGCGUGGGGCGUAAUGCCGGUGUGAUUGUGGCUUUUAGACCCGUGUUCGAUCCCGUGUUUGUCGCACUCUUUUUUCCCAUUCUGUUUCCUGUCUCCUCUCUUAAUAUUUUCUUUAAUACUACUUAUAAUAAUACAUAAAAAUGAAUAUAAAAGGAAGUUUAAUGUUGUAGUAACCAUGUUUUUGGUGGAAACCAUAGAUCUGAUGCAGUUAAUAAUGGUGUUACUAUAGUAAUAUGGUGUUCAUAUAGUAACAGUGUUUAAUAUUGUGGUUACUAUGAAUUUACUACAAAAUACCAUGGUGAUGCUAUGGUUACUGUAGUAAAACCAUGGUUAAUUUUUGUAAAGGAAGGUUAGGUGUAGGGGUUGGUAUAAAGUGUAUAUGGUACUCUGUAUAAACACAAUAAAUGCGCUGCAGUGAUGCCCCUAUACUGUACUGUAUUUUAUUAGGGGUGCAAAUAGUAUCUGCACUAUUUGCACCAGGGUGCAAACAGCAUCUACCAUUAUUUGUACCAGAGUUGGGGUGCAACUAAUAUAUUUGCACUGGGGGUGCAAAUAGCAUCUGCCUUUUUUUUAAAUAAAACAUUUUAAUUGGAUGCUUAAUUGGAUAUUUAAUGACAUCAGUAACUGAGAACUUCUGUUUCUGCGAGAUGCUACAUCUACACCUCUAUAGGUGUCAGAGCAACAUAAACAGAAAUCUUACUGAAUACACCUUAAAGCCAUGUUAUAUUAUUGCUAUAGGCAUCUCUUACCCAGUACAAUGUUAUACACAAUAAUUACUUAAAACCGUCUAGAAGGUAUUUUGAUUUAUGAUGCAGACGGUAUUGCUUAGCUAUAAUAUCCU